This is a messenger RNA of Lingula anatina, 1708 nucleotides long. RefSeq names its product transducin beta-like protein 2. Gene Ontology annotation, molecular function: protein binding. Gene Ontology annotation, biological process: endoplasmic reticulum unfolded protein response. Gene Ontology annotation, cellular component: endoplasmic reticulum. The record is from RefSeq and is a predicted model, not a curated record. NCBI's taxonomy places the organism in Eukaryota, Metazoa, Brachiopoda, Lingulata, Lingulida, Lingulidae.
UUGAAUUCCCGCGUGGUGCCACGUAAUUUAGAAGUUGACAUGGCCGACGGUGAAGAGCCCUUGCCGGUAGUCGCCGUGACUGCAGCGGUAGGAGCUGUAAUCAUGCUUGUUGUAUUGCUGUGCAAUGUCUUGAAAAAAGAUAAGAAGGAUACAGAAGAGGCUGCUGGAGAAGAAGAGCCACCACAAGACACCAAACAAGAUGCCAGCAAUAAAGCAAAAAAGCAAAAAGCCAUUCAAAGACCUAAGAAAGAAUCAAGGGUUGCCUUCACCCACCCAUGGUUGUCAACCUCUCUAAAAGGACACAGUGCUCCCAUACUUGGGAUGGAUUUCAGUCCCAAUGGGAAAUACUUAGCUUCCUGUUCAGAUGACAGAGUGAUACUUAUUUGGAGUGUGAAAGAAUUUUCUCAAAAGGAACACAAAUCCAUCCGUGUAAAUGUAGAACUGGAUCACAGUACACAAAUAAAAUUUAGUCCCGAUUCCAAAGCAUUCAUAACAAGUUUGUUUGUCUCGAAUACUGUAAGAGUGUUUAAGAUAGGCAAGAAACCAGAUGGGUCUCCUGGCAAUGUUACCGCAGUAUUAGAUUUUCCAAAGAAACAUGAUGCAGACAUAUUAAGCAUUGGUAUCUCUAGCUCAGGGAAGUUCAUUAUGACCUGCUACAAAGACACAACUAUGACAAUAUGGGACUUAAAAGGUGAAGUUCUUGCCACUAUUGACACCCACCAGAUGACCAAUGCCCAUGGUGCUGUAUCCCCAUGUGGAAGAUUUGUAGCUUCAUCAGGUUUCACACCAGAUGUGAAAGUUUGGGAAGUUUGUUUUGACAAAUCUGGCAAUUUUAGAGAGGUGACUCGAGCCUUUGAGUUGAAAGGUCACUCCUCAGGUGUCUACUCAUUCUGCUUCAACAGUGAUUCAAGAAGGAUGGCUACAGUGUCCAAGGACGGUACCUGGAAGCUAUGGGAUACAGAUAUUGAAUACCAAAAGAACCAAGACCCAUAUCUCCUCAAGACUGGUCAGCUAGGCUUCACCACACCAUCAUUGGUCAGUUUGUCACCAGAUGGCAGGACAGUAGCAGUGGCCCAUGGCAACAGCCUCCAGAUAUUUAAUGGUAUCACAGGAGUGCUAGGAAAAGCUAUAGAGGAUAUUCACCAUGAGCCAAUAAAAGCCUUAGGUUUUGAUACCAAUAACAAGUAUUUGGUGACAACUGGUGACAAGCAUAUCCACGUUUUCCACAAUGUUAUUGGCUAUCAAGCCACUGUCGAUGACCUUGUAGAAAAGAAGCAAAAGGCUAAAAAUAGUUCACUUAAAGAAAGAAUCCAGGAACAGAUAGAUACAGCUAAAACAGCACUGAAAUCUCUUGGCUUGGAGAGCUAACGUGCGGCCAAAACCAAGUAAUGCCAGUCUAUGCAACAAAUACUUGAGAGCCUAACUGAAUAUUUUUUUCUAGACUGCUAGCAUUUUCUUUUUUUGUCCUUGGUUUUGAUGUUUGAAUUUAAUUUGCAUCUUUAAGUAUGGCAUAUAAUAAAAAUGUUUUGUUCCUUAAUAUAAGCAAGAAUAUAAGUCAUUCUUGAACUUCUGUCAAGCUGUAUGCAGACAUUUUUAACAGAAUUUAAUGGACUGUGGGUAUUAAUUCACAUUCAACUUGAGAGUAAUAAUGUUUUUCCGAGUAGAAAAUGACAUUUAAUAGACAAUAAAGAUCAAUUUUUUUUCAAUA